UUUCGGCUUAUUAUUUAUUGGAAUGGUCGGGUGACAAACUCGAACAUUGGGAUCGACUAUGAAGAUGGCGAAUCCAGUUCGCUUACAAUUGAGUCGAGAUUCUCGUGGCAAGAACUCCAUGACAGGUGUGCAGAAAGGACUUGUACGGGCGGGCAAAUGAGAGUUCGUCAAAUUACUUACCGGUAUCCCAACAUGAGUGCUGACGGAGUCAUGUACGAAAGAGUUGACAUAAAUGACGAUGACGACGCGAACAUGAUGACACAGUUCAUAUCUGAGAACGGGGUGCGGCUUGCAGAGGUGUAUGUCGAGACCGAGCCGGUCAGUGAAACUCAUUCUCACCAGUAUUCUUAUGAUGAUGGUUUUGCAGGAGGGUAUGGCUGGGGUGGUAGUUCAAGUAACUACGGAGCAGGUUCUUCUGCCGGAGGGUAUGGUUGGGGAGGUACUUCAAGCAACUACGGAGGAGGUAGUUCUGAAGGAGCUGUUGGGUGGGAAGAAUACCUGCCACAUGGUGGUGAGACUGCCGUCGAUAUCGUUCAGCCCGACGGUGAUCAAUGGCCUGCUUGGGGUCCAGAGUGGGGUGACAUUGAAAACACCCUUCGAACUGGGCGUACUUCGCAUGACCAAGAAGGCGAUGCUGGUUAUGCUGCUAAAGAUGACCCUCCUUCGCCGAGCUAUCCAUUCGCCUCCAGUGACGAUGAAAGUGAGGAAGAUUUGAGAUCAGUCAGUGAGGAGGAAGAUGCGGACGAUAACGACGAUAUCGAUGACAGUGAGGUGGCGUUCCGCCAGGCACCAACGCCUUACUACACAGAGGUUCCUGAUCAAUUUUUAUAUGGUCAGAACGAUGCCCCUGACUAUCGGCCCAUGCCUGUGUAUAAUCCGACUGCUAAUUUGGAAGUGGGUAUGGCGUUCACUUCAAAAGCCGAUGUGCAAGACGCUUUUAGCGAAGAAGCCAUGCGGCGUAAUUUCGAAUGGAAGGUAAAAUAUUCUGACAAGGGACAACUGCAUGUCAUUUGUAAGAAUGCUGGAGAGGGUUGUAUGUGGCAACUUCGUGCUGCAUAUAUGAAGAGAAAGGGGGUCUGGGUCAUGCGGACAGCAGAGAACAACCACAGUUGCUCCUCAACCAUACUUUCACAGGAUCACCGGCAACUGAAAGCAAAAAAAGUGGCAAGAACCAUUAAGCACCUUAUCGAGGCACAACCAGAUAUCAAGAUAAAAGCUAUCAUGGCGGAGGUGAAGGAUCGACACUCCUACACCAUAAGGUAUAAGAAGGCGUGGCAUGGGAAGCAGAAGGCCAUGGCUGAUGUCUACGGUGAUUGGGAUGACUCGUAUGCUUUACUCCCCAGACUAAUGUCCGCAAUGGAGGAGUCCAACCCUGGGACGGUUUCCGUGCCUUGGUACAACAACGUAGAAACUGAAGAUCAAGUUCGAGUACAGAACGAGUUGAUGUUUCAUCGUCUGUUCUGGACAUUCAAGCCAUGCAUUGACGGGUUUCCCUUCUGCAUGCCAGUGAUUCAGGUAUAUUACGGACUCAAAAUAUUGUACUACUUCAUUACUUUACUAAUUUCAAUUUUUACUAACUCAGUAUUCAUUUUAACAGGUUGAUGGAACUUUCCUUACUGGGAAGUAUAAAGGAACUCUUCUUAUUGCCACUGGGGUUGAUGGAAAUUUAAGUAUUUUUCCCUUAGCAUUUGCAUUAGUUGAAGGGGAGAACAACCUAAGUUGGGCAUGGUUCUUUGACCAGCUACACGCCCACGUCACACAAAGAAUGGGUAUUACAAUUAUAUCGGAUCGACAUGCCGGGAUUAAACACGCCGUCCGUGGUUUCCCGGACGAAUGGGGAUGGACAUGGCGUUGGUGUAUUCGUCACUUCCUAGCCAAUUUCCAACACAAAUUUGGCAAGAAGAAAGACAUCAGAGAUCAAUUAUGGAGUGCAGGUAAUAAUGUAAUUCAGUGCUUGUUCAAGGUUUAUUGUUCAAAUGACAAUUCUUAUGGAUUAAUUAUUAAUUCUCCGGUCUUGUAGCGGUUGCACAUCAACCAAAAAAGUACGAGCAGAAGAUGAAGACGAUCCGUCAAAUACACCGGGCGGGAGCAGUAUGGGCAGAAGGUCAAGAUCUGCACAUGUGGACAUUUCACAUGGACAACGGGGCUAGAUUCGGAAUUGCAACUACCAACCAUGGGGAGAGCAUAAAUGGAGUCUACAAGGGCAUUAGGGCAAUGCCUGUAUCUGUCCUAGUGGAGAUGACAUACUGGAAGGUAAACGAGUGGUUUGUGAAGAGACGGGAUGCUGCUAUAGGGAGGGAGCGUGCUGGUCAUUCAAUAGCUAAGCAUAUAUUUGACGGCAUGCAGAAGAUCGAAGAGAAAUCAAGUAAGCACAGAGUUGUUCUGUUCAACCGCAAUGAGGGUAUUUUUGCUGUGCAAACAGGUAUCUGGGGUGGAGGAAGACGUGGGCAUAAUCGUCAAUCCGUAACUCUACACGUAGAAACUCGCACCGGAGAGUGUACAUGCCAAAAGUAUCAAAACAGAAGAGUACCUUGUUCACAUGCAAUGGCAGUAGCUAAGUCGAUAACCCUCAGCGCUUACAGUUUGGUUAGUCCUUACUACACGGAACAGGCGAUCAGGAACUCCUACUCGUCAAGUUUUAGCCCCCUGCCGGAUGAAGCUUAUUGGCCUGUAGACAAUGGGAAGUUGAUUAUCCCACCGUUACACUUAAAGCGCACCAAAGGUCGUCCUAGGACCGAAAGGAUUCACAAUGAAAUGGACCAAUCACAACGUGCCCGACGGGGUCCAAAGCGUUGCUCAAAGUGCAGACAACCGGGUCAUGACAAGAGGCGUUGCCCAGGUCCACCUCUAGAGCAAGAUUCGGCGCCAAUUCCGAACCUACCUUGAUGUUGUUGUUGUUCACUUCCUUGUUUUAAUCUUGUUGAGUAGUUUUCGUUGUUGUGAUGUUUAAUUUGGACUUCUUGUUUUAAUCUUGUUGAGUGAUUGUAAUAAAGGGCGUUUGUUGUUCAUUUUGGUACAACAUGGGGGUAAAAACCAACAAAAUUUAGCCGACAGAUAGUUAAUGGAAAACAACACAAUCCGAAACCAAAUUUAGAAACAUAGAUAGUUCAUGGAAAACAACACAAGCCCCAAACCAAAUUUAGACGACAUGGAUAGUUCAUGGAAAACAAAAAAAGAUGGAACUAAAUUAGAACGACAUAG
This is a messenger RNA of Linum trigynum, 3201 nucleotides long. NCBI's taxonomy places the organism in Eukaryota, Viridiplantae, Streptophyta, Magnoliopsida, Malpighiales, Linaceae. The record is from the annotation of a GenBank genome assembly.